This is a messenger RNA of Diabrotica balteata, 667 nucleotides long. The record is from the annotation of a GenBank genome assembly. NCBI's taxonomy places the organism in Eukaryota, Metazoa, Arthropoda, Insecta, Coleoptera, Chrysomelidae.
AUUGACAAUAAUUUUGUCUAUUCAUAACCUCUAAUAAAAUAGGUUGGUGUCUGAAACCGAAAUUUUUUUCAACAAUGUUUAAAAAGUUCGAUGAAAAGGAAAGUAUUUCCGGAGUUUUGCAGUUAAAAUCGUCUGUCCAAAAAGCCAUUAGAGCCAAACUUAUUGAAUCCUAUCCACAUUUAGAAAACUAUAUAGACGCUAUUUUACCCAAGAAAGAUUCUCUUAGGAUAGUUAAAUGCCAUGACCAUAUAGAAAUUGUAGUCAACUCAAGUGGAGAUUUGUUAUUUUUCCGCCAAAGGGAGAGCCAAUGGAUGCCUACACUAAAACUUUUGCACAAGUAUCCUUUCUUUUUACCAAUGCAACAAGUUGAUAAAGGUGCCAUAAGAUUUGUUUUAAGUGGAGCAAAUAUUAUGUGUCCAGGUUUGACAUCACCUGGAGCAAAAAUGACUGAAGUUUCCAAGGAUACUAUAGUGGCUAUAAUGGCCGAGGGUAAAGAGCAUGCCUUAGCUAUUGGGAGAACUUCAUUAUCUACAGAGGACAUAGCGAAAGUGAACAAAGGAGUUGGUGUGGAAAAUUGUCAUUACCUAAACGAUGGACUCUGGCAAAUGAAACCCGUUAAAUAAGUUAUGUUAUAUUUUUUUGAAUAAAAAUAUUUUUAAAAAUUUGA